UGUAGAUAAUUGCAACGCCACUGGUCCGUUACAAAAUCUGGCUUCUUUUUAAAAAAAAAUGGCUGAAGCAAUGAGAGCUACCGUGGCUACCUUAUUGAAAGGAAUCGAUAGAUACAAUCCAGAGAACCUACAUACUCUUGAGAGAUAUGUUGACAUGCAAGCAAGUGAAAAUACAUACGACUUAGAAGCCAAUCUGGCCAUACUAAAAUUAUAUCAAUUCAAUCCAAGUUUGUACCAGCCAGUACCAACUGCUUUGAUUUUACUCAAGGCUCUCACAAAUCUUCCUCAUUCAGAUUUCAUUUUAUGCAAAUGUCUUAUUGAAACUUCCAGGUUAAAUGAAGAGCCUGUAUCAAAAGUUUUGAGGUUAGCAAAUUUAUUAGAGAGAGCCAGUUUCCAAGAGUUUUGGGCUGCAUUAGAGGAAGAUCCUGAUAUACUAAUUGGCAUUGUUGGAUUUGAAGACUCAAUUCGCAAAUUUGUUUGUCAUGUUGUAGCAUCAACCUACCAGACUAUCAGAAAAGAAAAAUUGAGACAACUGCUUGGAAAUAUCUCCGAUGCUCAUUCCAGUCAGUGGAUCAGCAAGUAUGGUUGGACUGAGAUGUUAGAUGGCUAUGUCUUCAUCACCAAUCAAGAAGAAAAUAUCAAAACUAAAAACAUCACAGAGAAAAUCUCAUUUGACAGUGUUGCUGCAAUUAUGGCUUCUGGGCGAUGAUGGUUAUGAAAGAGGACAAUUAUUUAGCUGCUUUAGGAAUUGAAAUUCUUAUUUGUAACUUCAAUUUGUCAAUUGGAAGAAUAAGAUUGAAAAUAAA
Molecule: messenger RNA, 806 nt
Organism: Biomphalaria glabrata
Lineage: Eukaryota; Metazoa; Mollusca; Gastropoda; Planorbidae
Product: eukaryotic translation initiation factor 3 subunit K-like
Exons: 8
Coding region: 59-709 (216 amino acids)
Biological process (GO): regulation of translational initiation
Cellular component (GO): cytoplasm; eukaryotic translation initiation factor 3 complex
Molecular function (GO): ribosome binding; translation initiation factor activity
Source: RefSeq, a predicted model, not a curated record